AUGUUUAAGCCAGGUAGCCUAAUUAAACCCAUUCAAAGAUUAAACACAAUUAAAAGACACGUCAACACAAUGGCUCCAACAUCAACUGAAGCUCUCAAGCACUACGACUACCUUGUAAUUGGAGGUGGAUCCGGUGGGGUGGCAUCCGCCCGUCGUGCAGCCUCGUACGGGAAGAAGGUAUUACUCGUUGAGUCCAAAUUCAACAAGUUAGGUGGUACCUGUGUCAACGUCGGGUGUGUGCCCAAGAAGGUGAUGUGGUACGCUGCUGACUUAGCCCACAAAACUCACCAAUUGAAGAAAUAUGGAUUGUCUGAUGACGACGGGAUCAAGUAUGGAGACUUCAAGUGGGGGUAUCUUAAGGAAAAGAGAGACGCCUUUGUUCACAGAUUGAACGGGAUCUAUGCCAGAAAUUUGGAAAAGGAAGGUGUUGACUACCUUUUUGGUUACGCCAAGUUUGCUAACUCCAACGCUGACGUUGAAGUUGUGUUAAGUGCUGCACAAGAGUUGGCAUUCUUGGAGGAGGGUAAGAAGUAUGCAAAGGAUGAGAAAUUAACCUUCUCUGCUGACAAGGUGUUGAUUGCUACUGGUGGUCAACCAGUUGUCCCACCUAAAGUCGAAGGUAGUGAAUUCGGUAUUACCAGUGACGGGUUUUUCGAAUUGGAAACCCAACCCAAAUCUGUGGCUGUUGUCGGUGCUGGAUACAUUGGAGUUGAACUUGCGGGUAUUUUCCAGAGUUUGGGUUCUGAAACCCAUUUGGUUAUCAGAGGUCAAACUGUUUUAAGAGCAUUUGAUGAAAUCAUCCAAGACAAUGUCACCGACUACUACUCUGAUAGAUUGGGGGUCAACGUGAUCAAGGAAUCAGGAAGUGUCACCAAAGUUGAAAAGUUAAGUAAUGGAAAGAAGAAGGUUUUCUUGGGUAAUGGUGAUGUCUUAGAAGUUGACGAAUUGAUCUGGACUGUUGGUAGAAAGUCUUUAGUCCAAAUUGGGUUAGAGAAGGUUGGCGUAAAGACUAACGAUAAGCAACAAGUUACAGUUGACGAAUAUCAGCAGACGUCUAACCCUAAGAUUUUCUCUCUCGGUGAUGUGGUUGGUAAUUUUGAACUUACUCCAGUGGCCAUUGCUGCCGGACGUAGAUUAUCCAAUAGAUUAUUCUCAGGAAAGGAAGAGUUCCAGAAUGACAAGUUGGAUUACACCAAUAUUCCCUCUGUAGUAUUUUCACAUCCCGAAGCCGGAUCCAUAGGUUUAACCACCAAGGAAGCCAAGGCCAAGUAUGGAGAAGAUAACAUAAAGAUCUACAAGUCAACGUUCACUGCCAUGUACUACGCCAUGAUGGAUGACGUCUCUGAAAAGGCUCCAACUGCAUACAAGAUCAUUGUGACUGGUAAGGAUGAAAAAAUUGUGGGGCUCCACAUCGUUGGUGACGAUAGUGGAGAAAUCUUACAAGGGUUCGGAGUUGCUAUCAAGAUGGGAGCCACGAAGAAGGACUUUGACAGCUGUGUGGCUAUCCACCCUACUUCAGCAGAAGAAUUGGUCACUAUGACUUAA
This is a messenger RNA of Dujonia railenensis, 1545 nucleotides long. The record is from the annotation of a GenBank genome assembly. Lineage: Eukaryota; Fungi; Ascomycota; Pichiomycetes; Serinales; Debaryomycetaceae.